Ochotona curzoniae (black-lipped pika) is the source of this 1757-nucleotide messenger RNA. RefSeq names its product G protein-coupled receptor 176 (gene GPR176). The coding region runs from base 83 to 1630 and encodes 515 amino acids. Gene Ontology annotation, cellular component: plasma membrane. Gene Ontology annotation, molecular function: G protein-coupled receptor activity. The record is from RefSeq and is a predicted model, not a curated record. Gene Ontology annotation, biological process: G protein-coupled receptor signaling pathway. The transcript is spliced from 3 exons. NCBI's taxonomy places the organism in Eukaryota, Metazoa, Chordata, Mammalia, Lagomorpha, Ochotonidae.
CGGCCAGGCACCCGCGUAUCCCUGGGCGCCCACGGGAGGAGAGGCGCUCGGCAGCGUGCGGAGCUGGCGCCUGGGGAUCGCCAUGGGGCAUAAUGGGAGCUCGAUCCCGCGGAACGGCAGCGAGCCCCUCAACACGUCGGGUGCCGUGGCGGUGGGCGCGAACCGUACCGCGCCCGGGGAGCUGGGCGAGGCGCAGCUCUACCGCCAGUUCACCACCACCGUGCAGGUCGUCAUUUUCGUAGGCUCGCUGCUUGGAAACUUCACGGUGUUAUGGUCAACUUGCCGCACAACCGUGUUCAAAUCUGUUACCAACAGGUUCAUUAAAAACCUGGCCUGCUCGGGUAUCUGCGCCAGUCUGGUGUGCGUGCCCUUCGACAUCAUCCUCAGCACCAGUCCUCACUGUUGCUGGUGGAUCUACACCAUGUUUUUCUGCAAGGUCGUGAAAUUCCUGCACAAAGUCUUCUGCUCCGUGACAAUCCUCAGCUUCCCUGCCAUUGCUUUGGACAGGUACUAUUCUGUUCUCUAUCCACUGGAGAGGAAGAUAUCUGAUGCCAAGUCCCGUGAACUGGUGAUAUAUAUCUGGGCCCACGCGGUGGUGGCCAGUGUCCCGGUGUUUGCAGUGACCAAUGUGGCUGACAUCUAUGCCAUGUCCACUUGCACGGAAGUCUGGAGCAACUCCCUGGGCCACCUGGUCUAUGUCCUCAUCUACAACAUCACCACAGUCAUUGUGCCUGUGGCUGUGGUCUUCCUUUUCCUGAUCCUGAUCCGACGGGCCCUCAGUGCCAGCCAGAAGAAAAAGGUCAUCAUAGCUGCCUUGCGGACCCCGCAGAACACCAUCUCCAUCCCCUAUGCCUCCCAGCGUGAGGCUGAACUGCACGCCACACUGCUGUCCAUGGUGAUGGUCUUCAUCUUGUGUAGCGUGCCUUAUGCCACCCUCGUGGUCUAUCAGACCGUGCUCAAUGUUCCCAACACUUCUGUCUUCUUGCUGCUCACUGCUAUUUGGCUGCCCAAAGUCUCUCUGCUGGCGAACCCCGUGCUCUUUCUUACCGUGAACAAAUCUGUUCGCAAGUGCUUGAUGGGGACCUUGGUGCAGUUGCACCACCGCUACAGCCGCCGGAAUGUAGUUAGCACGGGGAGCAGCAUGCCCGAUGCCAGCCUGGAACCCAGCAUGCGGUCGGGCAGCCAGCUCCUAGAGAUGUUCCAUAUCGGGCAGCAGGAAAUCUUUAAGUCUACAGAGGAAGAGGAAGAGAGUGAAGCCAAAUAUGCCAGCUCAGCUGACAUCCAAGCCAAGGAAAUGCUCCCUGGCUGCCUAGACCGAGAGCAGGGGCCACGGUUUGUACCCUUGGCCCCACCCCCAGGAGUGGUGGACUCUACAUCCCAGGUGGCACCAAUAGGUGCUAUGGAUCCUGAGAUAUUUCCUGAGAAGUAUUCCCUGCAGUUUGGCUUUGGGCCUUUUGAGCUGCCUCCUCAGUGGCUCUCGGAGAGCCGGCACAGCAAGAAGAGACUGCUCCCACCACUGGGGAACACCCCAGAAGAGCUAAUCCAGACGAAGAUACCCAGGGUGGGCAGGGUGGAGCGGAAGAUGACCAGAAACAACAAAGUGAGCAUCUUCCCCAAGGUAGACUCCUAGCCAGGACUAUGGAACCCUGGAAGAAGCCGGGAGGCUUGUGUUCUUGUCUCUUGCCCAUUCCCUCUCCCUACCCCAACACACACAGUCUGGCCCUACAGUUUGUGUGAUCUAUUCACAGCUAUCAGCC